Molecule: messenger RNA, 1070 nt
Organism: Spodoptera frugiperda (fall armyworm)
Lineage: Eukaryota; Metazoa; Arthropoda; Insecta; Lepidoptera; Noctuidae
Gene: Pfdn2
Product: prefoldin subunit 2
Exons: 2
Coding region: 118-549 (143 amino acids)
Biological process (GO): protein folding
Cellular component (GO): prefoldin complex; cytoplasm
Molecular function (GO): protein folding chaperone
Source: RefSeq, a predicted model, not a curated record
UUCAAAUGUCAAUAAUCUGUCACAAUCGACUCGUUCUCGUAAUUUGUGAAAUAACCUAUAAUACUAGUUGUGAUCUGGAAAUUAUUGAGUUUAAUUUUGAAAUAAACAAUUGAAACAAUGUCUCAAAAAGCUGCUUCAAAAAGCGCGAAGUCGAAAUCUACCGAAGAAGUAUUCUCUGGCUUUCAAAACCUACGGGCUGAACAACGCCAACUAGCUAACAAAAUAUCCGAGUUAGAAAUGGAUCUCAACGAGCACAAAAUAGUCAUUGAAACUCUUCGUGGAGUGGACAAAACACGAAAAUGUUUCCGAAUGGUGGGCGGUGUUUUAGUUGAACGCACGGUGGCUGAGGUUUUGCCUGAACUAGAAAGCAACUGUGAACAGUUGCCAAAAGCUCUUAAAGCAUUGGAAGAACAACUUACCAAAAAAGGUCGUGAGAUUAAUGAGUAUAUUGAAUGCCACGACAUUCGCCUUCAGCGAGUAGAUCGUCCUGCGGCUGAGGCUGCGCCAGAGCAGCCCUCCAAGUCCAAUGUGCUAGUGGCCAGUGGAUAAUUAUAAUUAUUGUAUUUAACAUCAAUUGCUAACAGUACUAAAACCUUUCUGUUUCAAUAUUUGGGACAGAAAUGUAUACUACUUGUUGCUUCAUCAAUUACACUCGUCUUUACAAUAUACCAGACAUCAAGAUGUGGGUAAAACAAGUAUUACACAAUGGUCCGGUGACUGAACGAGUGUAAGGUGGAGCUGAUGUGGUAAUUAAAGACUAAUGUAUCACAAUGUGCUUAUUAAUUACUACAGUAAACUGCUUGUGUUAAUUAUUGUAUUUACAUUUUGGUUGUAAAUAGGGUGAGGUCAAAAAUAUUAUAUUUCUGUUAACAUUAUAAGAAUUAAGCACUUUGGAAAUAAGUAAAAAUAUUUUCUUAUUUUGACUGCUGUUGCUGAUCGAUAUAUUGGCCAUGUUUUCAUUUGAGUUUACCCAAUAUUUAACUUCCUUAUAUGCAAUAAAAUUUAUUUUAAUAAAAUUAUUAGCAAAAAAACUUCAUGUGAAAUACUUAAAUAAAGAAGCUUUAAUGGUU